Aspergillus bombycis is the source of this 453-nucleotide messenger RNA. Its product is annotated as cupin domain-containing protein. NCBI's taxonomy places the organism in Eukaryota, Fungi, Ascomycota, Eurotiomycetes, Eurotiales, Aspergillaceae. Bases 1 to 453 code for a protein of 150 amino acids. The record is from RefSeq and is a predicted model, not a curated record. The transcript has 2 exons.
AUGGCGACUAGAGAGUUCCAAUACGAUCCCAAGAUACACCGUCCCCCCAAACUGACCCAAAUCUUCCACCACCCCCUCGACAACUGCCCCGGGAAAUGCAUCAUCGGGCUGGUGGCGGAACUCGGCCCCGGCACCGCUCUGCCACCCCAUCGCCACGGUGGGGCGACGGUGUCCGGCUACAUCCUCGAGGGAACGAUCUACAACAAGAUGAACGAUGAGCCUCAGGAGACCAUCACCAAGGGUGGGCAGUGGUUUGAGAGGCCCGGGUGCCAUCAUAGAGUCAGCGCCAAUGCCAGCGACACCGAGCCGGCGAAGUUCUUCGCGACCUUCGUGAUUGACGAGGAGGCGGUGAAGCAGGGAAGGUUGAUGGAGAUAGAUGAAGGAUAUCAGCAUGUUGAAUGCACGGUGGAGCAGUCGCCUGGCAUGAGGGGUGAAUGUAAAUGUAAGACUUGA